AUGGCCGAAAAAAUCAAAGCUUUUGAACUCAGAAACAAAAACAAAGCUCAAUUACAAGAGCACUUAAAAGAACUCAGAACUGAACUCGCCAGUUUAAGAGUUGCUCAAGUCAAAGCUCCAAAUCCAUCCAAAUUAGGUAAAAUUGGUACUGUCCGUAAAGCUAUUGCUCGUGUUUUAACCGUUUACAACCAAACCCAAAAGACUCACUUACGUGCCGUCUACGCCAAAAAAUCAUCAUCAAAGAUCCCAUUAGAUCUUAGAUUCAAAAAAACUAGAGCCAUCAGAAGACGUCUCUCAACCAAACAAGAAUCAGCCGUCACCCUCAGAACUGCCAAAGCCAGAAAACAUUUCCCACAAAGAGUUUUCGCUGUUAAAGCUUAA
This is a messenger RNA of Dictyostelium purpureum, 381 nucleotides long. RefSeq names its product ribosomal protein L35. The record is from RefSeq and is a predicted model, not a curated record. Lineage: Eukaryota; Evosea; Eumycetozoa; Dictyosteliales; Dictyosteliaceae. The transcript has 2 exons. Bases 1 to 381 code for a protein of 126 amino acids. Gene Ontology annotation, molecular function: mRNA binding; structural constituent of ribosome. Gene Ontology annotation, biological process: maturation of LSU-rRNA from tricistronic rRNA transcript (SSU-rRNA, 5.8S rRNA, LSU-rRNA); translation. Gene Ontology annotation, cellular component: ribosome; cytosolic large ribosomal subunit.